GACUCUUCUUUUCGCCCUGGACGUCCAUCAGCAGGGCACGCUGACCCUCAGGAUUCGCAGCAUCUUGCCUCCGUCAGCCUCGACUCUCUCUAUGCGAGCUGAUGUGGGGUUGGACUUUCUGCAGCGGUUCGUGAUUGCAAACCUGUUCGUUUCGAUGCAGGACAAAAGUCGUGUCUUGGACGACUCGGAGAUUGAUGUGAGGCAAGGUGAUGCUUCGAGAAGCUUUGCUUGGGUGGACGAAAACCGCCAGGUUUCCUCAUUAUCUGACUUGCUUGCGCGGCUCUUGCCUCGGUGUGCGGGCGCAG
Symbiodinium sp. CCMP2456 is the source of this 305-nucleotide messenger RNA. The record is from the annotation of a GenBank genome assembly. NCBI's taxonomy places the organism in Eukaryota, Dinophyceae, Suessiales, Symbiodiniaceae.